GGACACCGUCAAGUAUACAAAGAAGAGACGUAUAGAGGAGAAUUAUAUAGCGAGUUCAGUUCAUCACAGGAAAAGAGUUUGCUCCUAGUAACACCCUGAAGAAGGAAGCUAAGAGAAAUCAGCAUGCCUGCCAGUCUGUGUGGAACAUGGGACAUGAUCAGCAACGUCAACUUCGAUGGCUACAUGAGUGCACUUGGUAUCAGUGUUUAUUUGAGAAAGAUUGCCCUGCGGCUGAAGCUGAGAAAGGUGAUUGAGCAGCAGGGAGACCAGUAUAUCAUCAAAACUCUCAGCACCUUCAGGAACUACGCCAUCUCCUUCAAAACCGGUCAAGUGUUUGAGGAGUUCACAAAGGGACUGGACAACAGGCACAUCAAGUCGACAGUGACAUGGCAGGGGAAUAAACUAACGUGUGAGCAGGUUGGAGAGAAGAAGAACCGAGGCUGGGCUCACUGGGUCGAAGGCGACAAGCUCCAUCUGGAACUGCACUGUGAUGGAGAAGUCUGCAAGCAGGUGUUUAAGAAGAAUGUAAACGAGUAAAGAGGAAGGAGAUGUUAAAGGAGAAUUCGUUCAGUGCUGGAGGACAGCAUGCGUCCGAUCCACAACUGCUGACCCUGAAGAAAAGAAAGCUACACCAGUCUAGAGUCGAGGCCUAUCAGGGUGCUCAGAUCAG
Molecule: messenger RNA, 670 nt
Organism: Poecilia latipinna (sailfin molly)
Lineage: Eukaryota; Metazoa; Chordata; Actinopteri; Cyprinodontiformes; Poeciliidae
Gene: rbp7a
Product: retinol binding protein 7a, cellular
Exons: 5
Coding region: 124-537 (137 amino acids)
Molecular function (GO): lipid binding
Source: RefSeq, a predicted model, not a curated record